AUGUUCCCCGCAGACGACGCCAGCAAGAUGUACACUACCUUGUACGAUAACGAGGACCCUCAGCAACAAGAGGACUUUCUCCUUCAACAGCAGCGCCAAUACCAGGAGUCACACCAAUUCAUCCAGGCACUCCUCGGACAGCCUGCCUCCCCCUGGGAUGAAGUCUCUCCUCCCUCUCCUGCCUCAUCCUGCUUUUCCUCCUCCUCCUCAAACUCCUCACAUUCCAGUCCAGUUACCGGAUUCAAGACAAUGGACUCUGAGGAAGCCGACGAACUCGCCGAUCUCUUCAACAUCACUAUCGACGAUUUGCUUCUCGGAACACCCCUUUCCUUCUCCGCCGACAUGUCUCUUUUUGCUUCUCAACAACAAUUCAAUCAGCAACAGAGCAUGCUGACCGAGGCCGCACAUAUCGCCUACAUGCAAACUACCGAAGCACAACAGCGGUACUUUCAAGCACAACAACAUCAACAGCAGCAGCAACAGCACUAUCACGACCACAACCCAAGCACGCCAUGCUCGCCCUGCACUUCGCAUCAUCCCAUGUCGCCAUCAAUGUCGCCUACUCCAUCCACAUCCUUCAGCGCGUCAAACCCACCUUUCGCCAACGCUGUCCAUAUCAUGCCUCACUCCUCAGCAACACCAGCAUACGCCCCUGUCGAUGGAAUUACAAUGGUCAAGAACGAGGAUGGUUCGAUUAUGGUCUUAAACCCUUCAGCAGACACGGUCACCUUCCGCUGCGAGCUCUGCCCCACCGAGUCCUUUGGUCGCAUUCAUGAUCUCAAAAGACACAAUAUCUCCAAGCACCAGCAAACGACCUGGCCUUGCGAAUUCUGCCAACGCCCCUUUGUUCGUCGCGACGCCCUCCUCCGCCAUUACACCGUCAAGGCCACUCGCAGCGAUGGCAUCCACCCCCCUACCUCCGAUACUGAGACUCUCUUGGCCGUCCGCGCUAGAGCCAAGUUGAUCGGCUAA
Messenger RNA from Linnemannia hyalina, 972 nucleotides. Lineage: Eukaryota; Fungi; Mortierellomycota; Mortierellomycetes; Mortierellales; Mortierellaceae. The record is from the annotation of a GenBank genome assembly.